Bombyx mandarina (wild silkworm) is the source of this 2059-nucleotide messenger RNA. It is a transcript of the gene Tango5, whose product is annotated as Transport and Golgi organization 5. NCBI's taxonomy places the organism in Eukaryota, Metazoa, Arthropoda, Insecta, Lepidoptera, Bombycidae. The record is from RefSeq and is a predicted model, not a curated record.
AGUCAGUUUCGUAAUUUUAAUUAAAAUAAUUGUUUUUUGGGACGCAAUGAUAUAGUAACCAAUUUGAAAAAAAUUGUUUCAUUGAGAAAAGUGUUUUCGAGUACAUUGUCUCAAAAAUGGCAGGCACAAGACGUGCACGUAAUCAGGUGAAUUCGCUGCCUAUGCCUCGUCAGAAUUCAGUGUCUGACAAUGGGCGAGCACGCCAGGGCCUGAGCUCAGAAGCUUUAGCCGCUAUGACUAAGGAACAGCUACGUGCAGAGUGUCGGAAAAGAGGUCAACGUGCAACGGGAAACAAAAACGAGCUGCUCGCCCGUCUCGGGUAUUACAAGCUGGCGGUCACUCCUCAACCUCAGGACAGCGAACAGCGCAUGCGCAACGGCUUGCACGCUCCACACCCGAAGGAGAUAAGGACUAAAACGAAUUCCUCAAUGGAGGCUGACAGUCUUGUGUUGUGGAGGCGGCCCCUCAUCACAUUGGAGUAUUUCUUCAGAGAACUUUUUAUAUUAAUAAACACAGGAUUGCAGAGAUUGAUUGCAUACAGAGUACUGGCGUUAACAAUAGCCGUGGCAAUAAUUGGUACUGCGAUUUCGUAUUAUAUCAGCGGCCCUCAUCAGCAGUACGUGCAUUUAGUUGUAGCCACUCUAGCAUGGUGGGGCUGGUGGGUAGUUCUAGGCGUUUGUAGUUCUGUGGGCCUCGGUACGGGCUUGCACACAUUCCUAUUGUAUUUGGGGCCGCACAUAGCGAGGGUUACACUCGCAGCGUAUGAAUGCGGAGGAUUGAACUUCCCGGAGCCACCUUAUCCUAAUGAUAUAAUUUGUCCGGCUGAGGUCGAUCCUAACUACGCGGUGUCGAUAUGGAAUAUAAUGGCGAAAGUUCGCGUCGAAUCUAUGAUGUGGGGCAUAGGCACCGCUCUAGGCGAACUGCCGCCGUACUUCAUGGCGAGGGCCGCUAGACUCUCAGGGGCCGGGGUCGCCGAACUCAACACCGACGAUGAUUCGAGGACCGGAAGGGCUAAAAUAAUGGUGCAGAAAUUAGUGCAGCGCGUAGGCUUUGCUGGUAUAUUGGCUUGCGCUUCGGUGCCUAACCCUCUCUUCGAUUUGGCCGGCCUGACCUGCGGACACUUCUUGGUGCCGUUUUGGACGUUCUUCGGAGCGACGGUCAUCGGGAAAGCGGUCAUAAAGAUGCACCUGCAGAAAAUGUUCGUCAUUAUCGCGUUCAACGAGACUUUGGUUGGGCAAGCGUUGUCUUGGGUCGAAAAAAUACCGUACAUCGGUCCGAAAUUAGAGGCUCCGCUUUUGGAAUUCUUGAGGAACCAGAAAGCGCGUCUUCACAAGAACGAUUCCACGCAGAUACCAGAAAAUCAGGGUUCGGUAUUAUCGAACAUUCUAGAAAAGUUCGUUCUGGCGAUGGUCGUUUACUUUAUUGUGUCGAUUGUGAACGCUUUGGCCCAAAACUACAGUAAGAGGGUCGGUAAGAAGAAGAGCAAGAAAAGAGAAUAGGGAUUGAAAAUGCCGGGCGACGUCGACAGACUUGCUCGGCAUAGACAAAAGAAAGGGAGAUCGCAUCGACGCCGGUAGUACACGUCCGUGCUUAGUGCAACGGCCGCGGUGAAAGUUAAACUAUUACUCUAUGUUCAAGACCAUAGACACUCAUGGCGUGGCGUUGUGGCGUUAUGACACGAACUUUGACAUUUAGUGACGACGACGAGUGUUGUUAAUACUGUUAUAUGGAGGGUAGAACUAAGAAGCGCCAUCUUGUUUAGGAGAUAAUUUGAAAAAGUGUUCAACUGUAAACAGCAAGUUAUUGUUUUGAAGACUCAAAGGAAUAGUACUAUAGUAGAAUUAUUUUGUCCGUGCAUUUCGGGUCAUAAAACAUAGCCCGGCUAGGGCGGUAAGCAUGUUGCGCGGGCGCAACGUCAUUAUCUAUAAAAACAAAUGAGUCAUCGAAGGCAGGUACACAGCGGCGGAGCGGUAUAUGAAGGGUAGUGAGACAUUGUUAUAUUAUUAUUAUUAUUUUUAAGAGAUUUUAUGACCUGGUAACUGAGACCUUUAAGUCAUGU